This is a messenger RNA of Closterium sp. Yama58-4, 2865 nucleotides long. NCBI's taxonomy places the organism in Eukaryota, Viridiplantae, Streptophyta, Zygnematophyceae, Desmidiales, Closteriaceae. The record is from the annotation of a GenBank genome assembly.
AUGCCCGUGCUUGCUGAUGAUCUUACAACUCUGCGUGCAACUGCCUGUCGAACCAGCUGUCCCAUGCGUUUCUUCUACGUGCCGGACGCAAACGGACAACUUGUGAAGGCGGUCCCAUGCUACUACGCUUACCCGGCGGACUUCAUUGAAGCAUGUCGUGCUACUGCCACCAUGCAGAUUGGGACCAAGAGACCCUGCACCACAUGCUACGUGGAGGAGGAUGAUCUGGCAAACCUCAAGCUCAAAUCUACCAUCAGGACCCCUGCUUCCCAGGAGCAUGCGGUGCAGCAGAUUCUAGCUUGCAAGACCGUGAAGGCGGCUGAGAAAGUGCAGUCGGAAUGUGGUGCCAACUAUGCCGCGUUUGAGCACCGCGCCAUGAUGCAAGUCAUGCCGAUCCUGGUGGCGGACAAGGGGGCGCUUGGGAAGGGGCCGGACGCAGAGCUGAGGGCUAUGAGAGUGCGUGCUUUCCGGUUAUACGCAACGUUCUACAAGGCCUUUCUUGGCGUGGAUGGUCACACGAGGGCGUCGCUCGCACACGCAAGGGAGCUCGCAUACAGGCUGGUCGACCUUCUCCCACGAGCAUACCCAGAUCAGAAGUCGGGAUGGCGGUUCCCUAAGGUGCACAUGAUCAAGCACCUGCUGGAGAAUGUGAUUCUCAGGGGCAUGCCCCACCACUACAACACGGAGCUGUGGGAGCAUACACACAAGGGCACGGUCAAGGUGCCGGUUCGGGGCGGCAACUGGAAAGACAUCCCCCGGAGGAUAGUCGAGGAGGAGGUGCAACGGGAGAUCUGCCGGGAGGUGGCGGCUGAUGCAGGCGGCGGGUGGCAGUACACCACUGCUCUCAGAGAGGCUGUGCGGACCAAGAAGCCGGUCCUCACGAGGAAGGGGCGGCUCAUGGUGCCUGGGGCGGAGGAUGAUGCCGUUUUGGCGAUGUACCACGCGUCGCACGGUGACGACAUGAAGGAUCUAGUGGGAUGCAUGCGAUCGGCAGGGGUGAAGACGGAGCGCGUCCAGGCACACACCGCCGUGGCGAUUCCGCGCACGCGUGGGGAGGCGUUGGUGGCCAAGGGCACGUUCGUGAAAGCGAGCCCGGGGGAGAAGUGGUUUUCUGAUGUGGCACUGUUGGCGCCUAAAGGGGGGGAGUGGUUUGCCAAGGUGUUGUGCAUCUUCAAGGCGGCUGGGGAUGAGGGGGAGCCGAAGGGCUACAUGUACGUGCGGUACUAUGAGCAGGCUGGGCUCUGUCCCCUGACCACAUGCAUCCAGCUAACACCCCACCGGAUGGAGACGAGGUUCGCUGUGGUGGAGGUGGCCACGAUCCUGAGGGUGGUGCACAUUUGUCGGAGCUUCAGCAACCCCAAGGUGCUCCUGGUGAACAAGUUUCUGCUGAUCGACCAAUGUUCCCCCGUUCCUCCUUCAUCGGUUCAACCUCGGCUCUACCGUCUAAGUACUCGUCUCUUGUUUUUCGUCGUGGACCACAGCGGAUAUCAAGUCUGCGUUUUUCGUGCUAGACAGACGUCAUACGACAGCAUGGCCGCGAUAGUGACUCUCCUGGAGGCUCUCAAAGCCCAUCCUGACGAUGUGUACUUGUUCUCCGAGUUCCCGUUCAUACCUACGAGGCUCCCGGUGUCGGCGGUUAUGGACGCGGAGUUCGGAAUAGCGCGCGAGUGGCAUAUGAUGGUGGGUUUGCUGGUCAACGCUUCUGGCUCCAAGUGGCGUCAUCCGCUUGUGGUGUUGAGGCGGGAUGAUGGCAGGGCCGUACACAAUGGGCGGCGUCGUGAGCAUAAUGUCGUGGUGCGCUACGCAAAGCACGGCCGCAUGUCGUCUGAGGUGAGUCUCGGCGCGGUUUGCAUUCCUGUUUUCACAAAUGCAAUCUGUUACGAGGAAGGUGCUGAUUGCGUAAAUUGUGGGGAUGUCGUCGUGUAUCAACAACUAUUCACGGAGCACAUGGUGAAGUUUGACGGGGAUCUCUUCGCAAAGAACGAGCGCGCAAUUGUUCUGGUGUACGACCCGAAGCACGAGCUGACUGGUUGUGUGUUCGAGUCGGAAACCGUUGCCGGGUUUGCGGCGCAGAAUCUCCUGAGUGUCAAGGUGGUGCAGCUUUAUGGCGGGCCGCCCCGGUGCAGCAUGCCGUCGACGACCGGGGUGGUUGACACGGUGAAGGCAAUACACCGAUACUGGUUCAUGAAGGACGCUAUGGACAGCAACGAGUGGAAGAAGAAGGGAGAGGUACCUCGACCGUCACUCCCAGACGUGCUGAGGAGGCUGGAACUGGCGUGCAAGUUGACGUCGGAGACGGCGAUUCAGAGGAGCUGGUGGCGCGCGGGUUGUGUGCCGACGGCGUGGGUGUCGCUGAUGAAACGCCUGGAUGGCGCUGGCGCUGCUUUGAUGUUUGAGCCCAUUGUUAGCGAGCUUACAAUGCUGCAGAUGGCUAUUGAGAAUUUUAAGAGGGCCCCUGCUAUGUAUAUGACGUCGUGGGAUUUUGUGGGCUGCGACGAGGACCUGCUCAUCAAGUGGGGCGUGAUUAAGGCGGAGGAUGAGGAGGACGAGGAGGAUGAUGACGAGAUACCGGCGUAUUUUUGUAUCCCUGAAGGGCCACUGUAUCGGGACGUUCGCAGCCGGCGCAGGGUCGUGCGGAUGGUGGCGGGCGAGUACAGCCAGCAGGCGGGCAAUUUGGGCAUACCAGUGUCCCAGGUGCCCGAGGCGUUGGGCGCGCAUAACGAGGAGGUGAUAAGCCGCCUUCGAAGGACGCCUACUAAGCGUGCUCGUAACGGACCUGCGGUGGGCGGCCAGCCUGGUGGGUUGGUCGAGGCGCAGGAAGCUAGUGUGGUGUGCGACGAUUGUUUGCCAGGCGGAAGCCUCUAG